Messenger RNA from Zootoca vivipara (common lizard), 3928 nucleotides. The record is from RefSeq and is a predicted model, not a curated record. NCBI's taxonomy places the organism in Eukaryota, Metazoa, Chordata, Lepidosauria, Squamata, Lacertidae.
CCUAGCCGGGCAUGUGCCGGCUUCUGCCGCAGCCGUGAUGGCCCAGGCCGGAGGGGAGGUCGCCCGGGAGCUGCAAGACAGCAUCCGGAAGUUCCUGAACCGACCUCCCAUCCACCUGCUGGUGAGGGUGAAGCUAGAAACCAAGCCGAAGAAAAGCGAGGACAGGGUGCUGGUUCUCACCACCUGGCGAAUCUAUCUCUUUGGGCUAAAGGUACCAGCCAAGCUCGAAUGCUCUUUCAACGUCCUGGAGAUCCGAGCCUUAAACGCCCUUCAUCACACCCAGAUCCUGGUGGAGACGGAGAAGGCCAACUACAGCUUGAAAUUCCCCACCCCGGAAAGCGCCGACCAGGUCACGAGGCACGUCAACACUUCCUUAGCCAAAAUCUUCCCUAGCCCGGCCUCUGUCUGCCUCAUACGCCAUGGGACGGUGGAGACCCCCGAGACGCCGCGAGACAUGUCCCCCAAUUCGGAAAGCUCCAAUUCCACCACACACAGCAUAUGCGGAGGCUUUUCCGAAACCUACGCGGCUCUCUGCGACUACAACGGACACUCUUGCCGCGAGGAGGUGCAGUGGGACGUUGACACAAUUUACCAUUCCGAAGACAACCGGGAAUUCAACCUCCUCGAUUUCUGUCACCUGGAAAGCCGGGACUUGGCGCUGAUCGUGGCUGCUUUGGCAUACAACCAGUGGUUCACCAAACUCUACUGCAAGGACUUGCGGCUGGGCUCCGAGGUCGCUGAGCAGGUUCUCCACACGGUGAGCAAAUCCCACCACCUAGAGGAGCUGGUGCUGGACAAUGCGGGGUUAAAAACAGAUUUCGCCCUGAAACUGGCCUGUGUCCUGGCGGAGAACCCAAACGCCGCCCUCCAUGCCCUCACCCUCUCCCACAACCCUCUGGAGGACAAAGGUCUCAGCGCCUUGAGCCAGCAACUUCUGUGUUUCCCGAAAGGCCUCAGCAAACUUUGCCUUUCCAAGACCAGCAUCACUGCUAAAGGACUCGCCAUUCUGUGCCAGACCUUUGGAGCCAACCCAGCCUUCACCAGCUCCCUCCGCCAUCUUGACCUGAGCAAAAACCCAGGGUUACUGGGGACGGAGGAGGCGAACGGCUUCUAUUCCUUCCUGGCCCAGCCCAACGCACUGGUUCACCUGGACCUCUCGUCCACAGACUGCGCCGUGGAUGCCCUCUUCGGGGCGCUGCUGCACGGCUGCUGCCCGCGGCUUAGCUACCUCAACCUGGCACGAAACACCUUCUCCCACAGGAAAGGAAAGGGACUGCAGCCAUCUCUCAAGCAGUUUUUCUGUAGUGCCUAUUCCCUCACCUAUGUGAACCUGUCAGGCAUCAAAAUACCCGUGGAGGCAUUAAGGUCUCUUUUCCAAGGUCUGUCGGCCAACACCCACCUCAGCGAACUCCACCUGGAUCUGAGUGGAUGUGAGUUGCGCUCCCCGGGGGCUCAAGUCCUUCAAGAGCAGCUGUCUGGAAUCAGCGCCUUGAGUAGUCUAGAUCUUUCUGACAACGGCUUCGACGCCGACUUGCUGACUCUCGUCCCGGCGCUAGGCAGGAACAAAUCUCUGAAGCACCUCUGGCUGGGCAAGAACUUCAAUGUCAAAUCCCGGACCUUGGAGGAAAUCCUUCAGAAGAUUGUGCAGGUGAUCCAGGAAGAGGACUGUUCCCUGCAGACUUUUUCCGUCGCUGACUCCCGGCUCAAAACCCGCACCAGCAUCCUGAUCAACGCCCUGGGCAGCAACACUUGCCUGACCAAAGUGGACCUGAGUGGGAACUGCAUGGAGGACAUCGGGGCAAAGAUGCUGUCGAAAGCCCUGCAGAUCAACAGCACGCUGAGGAGUAUUUCCUGGGAUAAGAACAAUACAACUGCACAAGGCUUUCAGGACAUCGCCCGGGCCUUGGAGAACAACUACACCCUCAAGUUCAUGUCAUUCCCCAUGAGUGACAUCACGGCGGCUUACCGAAAUGCCCCUGAGAGGACGGACGAGGUGUGGCAAAAGAUCCAGUGGUGUCUCCUCAGGAACAACCAGUCGCAGAAGUUCCCCCAGGACCAAGCCUUCCGCCUCCACCAGGGAAUCGUCACCAAUAGCGCCGAGCAAAUGAUGAGCCGCCUCUGUGUCAGGGUCCAGGAAGAGGUGCGGUUGCUGCGGACCUGCUCCGCCGACACGAUUCAGGAAGAAGUGCUCUACGCCCGGGAACUCAUGAAGGAAGCCAAGAAUUCGCGGGCGCUCUUCCCCAGCCUGUAUGAGCUUGGGCACAUUUUGGCCAGCGACGGUCCGGUCCGGCACAGGCUAGAAUCAGUGGCCAACGAGGUCUCAAAAGCAGUUGACAAGGAACUGCAGGUGAUCCUGGAGUCUAUGGUUUCCCUCACCCAAGAGCUGUGCCCACACGCCGUCCAGGCGGCGGAAGAGCACAACAAGAUGCUGGCGGCCGUUUCGGAGCGCGUCACCGUGCCCCGAAACUUCAUCCGGGGGGCUCUGCUGGAGCAGGCUGGCCAGGACAUACAGAACAAGCUCAACGAGGUCAAGCUUUCGGUGGUGACUUACCUGACCAACACGAUUGUGGAAGAGCUGCUGCAGGAGCUGUACUACGCUCACAAGAGUCUGGCCCAGCACAUCAGCCACCUCCGCCGGCUUUCCGAGGGCCAAGACAACGCCACCCUCCUGGAGCAGGUUGGGAAGCCCCGUCUCCACGACCACGAGGAGACCACGGACGACGAGCUGGGCUCCAGCAUUGACACCAUGGCCAUCAAGAGGCGGAAGAACUGCCGCAGGAUCCGGCCCGCUUCCGCCUUCAUUAGUGGUUCUGAGCAGGACGGCGACCUGGCUGUGCCCAGGAUGGACUCCCCGCUGGGCUGGAUCUCGCUGGCUAGCAGCAGCCAAUACUUGCAUUCCCGCAGCACGUCCUUCGAGGCGCUCUCCGACCUGCCGACGGAAGGGGGCCGGCUGGAGCACCGCACCCGCAGCCGCCCCCGGCCGCCCCGUGCCGCCCCGCAGGGCAGGUUCCGCCCCAGUAACCGAAUCCUGGGCUCUAUAGAGUCCCGAGAACAGGAGAACGGAUCAGUUCCACGACUGGAUGAGGGUCUCGAUGAAUUUUUUAACAGAAGGGUCCUUGCUGACAACACUGGGUACCCUCGGACGCCCAAGGGCUGUGGGGUGAGGCCGGGAUCCUCUGACCCCCUCCCGCCCCUCCAGAAGAAGAGGAGGAGGGGCCUCUUCCACUUCCGCAGGCAUCGCAGCAUCAAGGGGGAGCGAGACCCUGAGGACCUGCCCCCCAGCCCUCCCCCACCACCCACGGGUGGGGAGGAGCAGAAGCCCCCGCUGCGCCCCUCCGGCAGCCAGGAGGAGGAGAGGCGGCUGGGGCAGGAUGGCCUGGGGGUGGCUGUGCCCCUUCCGGGAAUAGGCGUCCUCGGUCCUGGAUGUGGGGUGAAGGGUCUGCCCAGCAGGGCUAAACAGGUAAAUGAAGUCUUUGCUCCCGGGAAUGGCGGGAGGGUAGAGGGCAAGGGGGCUCUCCAAAGAGUUCUGCGUUUCAUUUACUCUGCUCUCUUCUCUCUCCCCCCCCCCCGCCGCCACAAAAAGAGCUCCUAUCCCGACACAGGGAGGGUGGAGCCAGACUCCAAAGGGGCGGAGCUCCUGCAGCCGUCGCGGGUCCAAGGCGUGGCCCUGCCCGGAAUGGGGCGUGCUAAGGGGUGGAGCCUGGAUGCCAAGUUGGAGAGCGUCGACCUGGGGCGAGGGGGGAGCAUGAAGGAGCAGCAGAGAAGACGCUCUUCAGACGACUCAGGGCAAGCAGGAUGGAAGCCUCACCCCCCACUGCAGAGUACCAAGCCAAGCUUUGCCACCAUUCGCCGGGCAGAAGCCAGCUGGGACAUAGGUGGGCAUGUGAGGUUUUGUGAGUUUCCUGGGUAAGAUCACUGCCGACUGCUC